AUGUCCAGCGAAAGCGACUCCGCCGCAAGGCCCAGUCCCCAAACAACCCCGGAAUCAGGAACCCCACCAAAGAAGCAUACAAUCUUCAACUUCAACGCGACGAACCCGGACUUCGUCCCGGGCUACUCCGUGCUACGCGUGGAACAAGCCAAACACAUGACCCCCGAGGCCAAAACACGAUUAAUGAACACGAUCGUGGACGACCUCGUCGCAAGCGUCGGCCUGAUAAACGAGUACCACCGCAACGGCACGCUGAGCGACGAGAACAUUUUCCAAGUUUCCACGAUGAUGCAGAGCAUUCGACAUAAUAAUGCUAAGGUUGAAGGGCGGUGGGAUGAGAAGAUUGAAAGGCUGAGGAGAGAUCGGCGCCAGGUACAACGGGAUUACAGGGAUUUGGCGCGGCAGAUGGACGUCAUGGGUCAGAAGUAUGCGGGCAAGGUUAAGGUCUUGGAGGGUCAGGUGGAAGCGUUGAAGAAGCAGAUUGCCUGGAUGGAGGCUGGUGGUCCCCUGCGCCAGUCUGAGAGUUGGCUGGGGGAGAAUGUCGAUCGCCGUUGUGUCUCGGAGGAGGUGGACAUGGUUGAGACCAGCAAUGGCCGGGAGCAGAUGGGCGAGGAUGAUGCCGAUGGGGAGUGGGAGGAGGAGAGUAUCUAG
Molecule: messenger RNA, 651 nt
Organism: Penicillium cataractarum
Lineage: Eukaryota; Fungi; Ascomycota; Eurotiomycetes; Eurotiales; Aspergillaceae
Exons: 1
Coding region: 1-651 (216 amino acids)
Source: RefSeq, a predicted model, not a curated record